AUGGAGAUGAAGAAGUAUGGUCCCCUCAUAAUUUUGUACUUUAUUGUUGAUGUAUUAUUCACGUUCCUCGCCAUAGCUUUUUUCAAUAACGGCUUCCAUUUCGACAUAGAUACCAUCUUGAAAUACUUGUUUUUCUAUGACGGCUACAAUUUCCUCACAAAUCCGUUCGAGUUUUUCAUCCUUUGUGCGAUUCGGUUGUUUCUAGUGGCUUUAGCUCUCCUUUUGAUAGCUUUCCAUCGCGAGAACGUGGUCAAAAACAUGUUCAUGCCGGUUCUCGGCUAUUCCGUAUUUUGCUAUUCUUUCUCUCUUGUCAAAUUGUUAGCAAUUUCUGAGCAUCCCGAGUUGUUGACUUUUUCUGGCUUGUGGUUCACUCUUGUUUGGUGCAUUUUGUCGUCUGCUUUGCUGGCCUUCCUCUGGUAUGUUGUUCUGUCUUCACAUCCGGUCAACUAUCAAAGACUCGUUUCUCUUGAUUCUACAAGAGAACGUCAUGAUACGACGACGAGCAGUGCAGAAUCCGAAGCCGAACAAGGUAAAAUCAGAAGAAAAAAAAGAGUUCCUCAUUUUUUAGAUUUAGUUAGGAAAUUACAAUUUUUUCAUUUAGAGAAUCAAUUUUUUCCUGAAAAAAUUGCUUUGUCCUCUCGGAAGUCGCUGAAAGACUAGUUCGGAAGGUUGUAAACAAAAUUUUAGCUGAUUCAAAAAUUUUGCACCGGGUGUUAAAAAAUGUUUCAGUUUAAUUUUUAUUUUAUUUUUUUUUUAGGCUUUAGCAUAGGAAAAGUAUUACUCUUGUCGGUAUAGACUUUUCGCAGAAGCCUGUCUCAUGUUUGGAAAAUAUUUAUUUGGCUCAAAGUUGCAAAAGACAAGUUUUAAGGAAGUCUGCCAGAAGGGGAACGACUCUCUACAUUCGAGCACAUUUGCCGGCUCUUGCGUUACUGUCGCCAGCAAUGGCCGUGGUUCGUCUCCGGUUUCGUUUUCCUUCUGAUUUACGCCUUCGGUAAGGAAUUUCCAGCAGGAUAUCUAUAAUCCCUUUUAUAUUCUCAGCACGAGUUUUCAUUCCAAGUUUCACGGGCAGAGUUAUCUCCGACAUUGUGAACUUGCGUGGUUUCGAGGUCCUGUUCAGAUCCGUCGCCAUCAUGACUGCUUUGAGCUUGACAAGGUUCUUUUUCAUCCAAUAGAAAAGCUUCAAUUCGAACCUCAACUCUUUUUCAGAAAAAAAAAAUUUUCAAUUUGAAAGUUUAAUCUGAGAAUGCGUCCUAUAGAGAGGGAAAAAAGUGUAGGAGCCGUUUUUGAAUUCCAAAACAGUGGUGUGAGCGGCAGGAAAGCUAUAAAUAGCUGCUCAAAAUGACUUUUUGAUAAUAAACUGUCAGCCCAACCUUACAUGAGUUAUAUUUUCUCUCAGUACCCUGUUCGGAGGACUGCGAGGCGGCUGCUUCGACUACGCGACGGCGUUGGUCAGCCGACAGAUUCGGAUGGACCUUUUCUCCUCGCUCGUCAACCAGGACAUCGCCUUCUUCGACGUCAACAAAUCCGGAGAAAUGGUCUCCCGGUUGACGUCCGAUUGCCAGACGAUUUCUUCCACCGUCUCCACCAACCUGAACGUUUUCCUGAGGAAUGGCGUCAUGUUGGUCGGCGCCUUGGUCUACAUGUUCUUCAUGUCCUGGAGACUGGCCAUGGUGAGAAUUCGAUCACAUAUAUCGAAGGGGCCGAUUUAAGUAAUUACCGUUGAACGUGGCUUAAAAGGGAGCCGCGUUUUCAACAUUCAAAGUGUUCCUUUUGAGGUUGAUAGAGAGAUAUUUUUUUCAAAUGCUUUUCUUCCUUUUAAUGAAUAACGGAGCCUUUUUGCGAUUCAGUGGAUGGAAAAAAAAACGUUCGAAGGACGCUCGACUGAGAGAAGUUUUCUAAAAAUUGAUAGGAUGAGCUCGCCGACGGGAAAAAAACCAUACUUGCUGUGGAUUUUUUGAAAAAAAAUGUCGUUAAAAGUUUUUUUCUUAAUGAAAUAGAGAAAAAGAGUAGACAUGCUGAAAUUUGUACAAUUCCACAGCAAACAAGAAUGGUUCUUUCUUUCCAAGCUGAAAGAUUUAUAUUCAUGAUGGUUUUUAAAACGAUUUCAAAGUUAUCAGUACAGUUGUUUCAUAAUUUUUGUUAAUUGAUUUCAAUUUUUUGCGUUAUUUACCAAAUGCAGCUUUUAUUCAAAAAAUGCGUUUCCAGGUCACAUUUAUUGCCGUGCCGUUCAUUGGUUUCAUCACAAAGUGGUAUGGAACCUAUUACGAUGUAAGAACGGAUCUUUUGAUUUCCUACCGGAAUUUGAACCUCAGAAAAUUUCCGAGAAAAUGCAAGACACCAUUGCCAAGGCGAAUCAAAUGGCCGAAGAGGUUUUGUCAACGAUGAGGACUGUUCGGUUGGUUUUUUUUCUCAUCAUUUUCAUUAUGAAGACAAUUUUUUUCUCGUGAUUUUUCAAAAAGAAAUUCACAAAGAAAGAAUAUUCAGAUCGUUCGCUUCUGAGAAAAGAGAGGCCAAACGGUUUGAGAAACACCUCAACUCUACGCUCCACGUCAAUAAGAAAAGGUAGGUUUCAACUGAUAAUUAAAAAGGUUUGAGUUGAAUUGAAUGAAAAAAAUCAAUUAUGUCCUUGAAGAUUAUGAGAAUACGGCGAAGUGGCGGGACGCGUAGCGUGUGCGUACGCGGUUCUUGGCAAGAGUUCAAUUCAAUUACCGGAGACUAUUUGAAGAGCUCGUUUCAUGUCUUUUUUUUAAACUCUUCAUUGCUUUUUUUCUAAAAAUAGUGGAAUAGACACAAAAAGCAGUGACCGAGGUUUCUAAACAAUCGCUGGCGUUUGAAUUUAACUCGUGUCAAGAACCGCGUACUCGCACGCUAGGCGUCCCGCCUACUUAUCCGCCUCCCUCGCCUUUCAAGUCGGGAGGGAAUGGCUAUAUACCUGUAUUUUCUCACUUGAAGGUCCAUCGCUUACAUGGGCUACACUUGGACCAACGAAUUUUUCGACAACGCCCUUCUCGUUGGAGUUCUUUUCUACGGUGGACAUUUGGUCAUGACAAGUUUGCGUCUUCCAAAAUAGUUCCAAAAAACAGUUCUCAACAGAUAAAAUGACUGGAGAUCAGUUCAUCACCUUCCUUCUAUACCAAAUGCAACUCGGAGAAAAUCUAUACGUAUAAAUUUUUUUGUCAAAUAAUGAUUAUUCAUUGAUUUUCAGAGUUUGUCCUAUGUUUUCAGUGGAUUGAUGGAGUCGGUUGGAGCAUCCAGAAAAGUAGUUCCUCUGAAAUUUCUAAAGAAAAUUAAUAUUUUUCAGGUCUUUGAGUACAUGAACAGGAAACCGGGCUUCGAAAUGAACGGAAAGAUGCGGCCCGAUGUUAAUGGAGCCAUUUCUUUCGAAAAUGUCGAGUUCACCUACCCAUCCAGGCCUAAGAACCCAGUUUUGAAGGUUUCGAAGUGUUCCAUACUCAAUAAAAAAAAGAAGUUUCCAGGAUCUCACCUUGAAAAUUGGAGCUGGAGAAACGGUGGCUUUAGUUGGACCCAGUGGCGGCGGAAAAUCUUCCAUCGUUUCUCUCAUCGAGCACUUCUAUGAACCACAAAGUGGCAAUAUUUCCCUAGAUGGCAUUCCGAUAAAAGAUAUCGCACAUAUCUAUUAUCAUCAGAAGGUACGUUUCAAUUGAAAAGAUAAUCGAGUUAAAAACCGGAUCGAAGUUUGAAAAAUGUGUCAAAACUGUAGUGCAAACUUUUUCUUCCGAGUAAGACGUUACUGAAAUGUGAAGAUCGACAUUAUUUUUUUUUUAAUUUUUAUUUAAAAAGUUAUCUCGUGAAAAGUUAUUUUUUAUUUUUGAUUUCCUCAUUCAAAAAAGUAUAUAAAAUAUGAAGAAUACUGGAAUUGAUAACUUGCGGAGAAAAAAGGACCUAAAAUAAAAUAGAAUUUUUUCUGAGUUUUACGAGAACAGUUGGUCGUUUUUUUUCGUGUUCUUGUUCUGUUUUUGAAUUAAAUCUUUUCUCAGUAAAAAUCGUAUUUUUCUUAGUAUUUUCUUUCCGAAAUCAGAAAACGUAAAAAAAAAUUCAAUCAAGAACUUUUUAUCAGUUGGUGAUAAUAUACCAUCAAAAGUUCUAGAUCGCCUUGGUCGCCCAAGAACCGGUCUUAUACGACGGAUCGGUGAGAUACAACAUCUUGUACGGAUGCGACUGGGCGACGGAAGACGACAUGUUGACGGCCGCCAAAACGGCCAACGUCCACGAGUUUGUGAUGGAGCUCGAGAAGGGAUACGACACAAACUGUGGAGAAAAAGGCGUCCAAAUGUCGGGUGCGCCUCGGAGAACGAAAUUGGUCCUCAUCUGAUGAGCUUUUUCAGGAGGUCAGAAGCAAAGGAUCGCCAUCGCCAGGGCUUUGGUUAGAAAUCCUUCGGUUUUGAUUUUGGACGAAGCGACGAGUGCCCUGGACGCCGAAUCCGAGGCUUUGGUCCAGCAGGCUCUGACCAGGUCAUUUUUUUGAACUUUUUGUCUCGUCCGAGAUUCAAUCCGACGCCCGUCAGCCCUGGAUAAGCUGGGCGCCGUACUGUUCCUAAAUAAUUUGAAUUGCAUAAAAUCGAGAAAAUAAAUUUCAGCAAAACAAUGUAUGUUGUGUUUAACUUUGAAAGAGCGUGCACAGCUGCAUACGCAUGGGUUUCAGUCGCUUUUUUCACUGAUUCCACGUCGUCAGUUCCAAAAAAUAUGUUUCAGAUGUGCGAAGGAGCGAACGGUUCUGAUCAUUGCCCAUAGGCUUUCUACAAUCGAAAAAGCUGACCGGAUUGCCGUCAUUUAUAAAGGAUCACUCGUUCAGGUAUAGUUUAAAGUCUGUUUCAAGCUAGAUAGUCAAGCUUUGAAGGCAGAGAAAAAAAGAAAACUAACGUAAAAAGCUUUUUUUGAAAUUUUCUGUACAAAACUGAAAAAAGCCUCCGAAAGACGCAGAACGGGCUAAACAACAAAACUUGAUUUUUGGUUCCGUUUAAGAAAAAAAAAAUUUUAAUCUCAAAAGUAGUUUUUUUUUUUUGUGAAAAUUACUCCCAUCGUAAUGAAUUAACGGAUUGAAUUAUAAUUUCAAAUUGAGUCUAAAUAUUCUUUUCGCAAAUGAUAAAAACAAGUUCUUAGUGAAAAAUGACAUUGAAGUUUGAGGUCCAAUUUUUUUAAGUCUAGGAACUGUUUCAAUUUUUCACAAACACUCGAAUUUUCUCACAUUGCGGAACGUUUUCAGACAGGAAAUCAUACGGAGCUGAUGAAAGACACGGCCGGUCUCUACCACUCUUUGGUCGCGCGUCAAAUGCUCUCAUUUCAAAUGGGAGAGACCAGCGAAGCCUAA
Caenorhabditis auriculariae is the source of this 5329-nucleotide messenger RNA. The record is from the annotation of a GenBank genome assembly. NCBI's taxonomy places the organism in Eukaryota, Metazoa, Nematoda, Chromadorea, Rhabditida, Rhabditidae.